Messenger RNA from Vigna umbellata (rice bean), 1806 nucleotides. Its product is annotated as oxysterol-binding protein-related protein 3C-like. The record is from RefSeq and is a predicted model, not a curated record. NCBI's taxonomy places the organism in Eukaryota, Viridiplantae, Streptophyta, Magnoliopsida, Fabales, Fabaceae. Gene Ontology annotation, molecular function: sterol binding. Gene Ontology annotation, cellular component: membrane; cytosol.
ACGCGCCAUAAAAGUAGCGUCAGAGUCACAGUUUUCUACGUUCAUUUGUUGAUCCACAGUUUCUUCGGAGUCUCUAAACUCCAAAAAACAAACACAAAUCCAAACACCAAACACAACCGUCACUUACGCAAUCGAAACCAAAUUUUCCUGUUCCUUUCUCGAUGUUUCAAUUUAUCCCUCAAAUCACUCUUCCAUUUUCUCUUUCUUCCUCCCACUUUGUUUCUUGAUUCCAACUAUUCUUAUUUUCUUCCGUUUUCAUUUCGAACAACAAAAUUUGACAAUUCGAAUAGCCAUCGUGGACUUCUUUCCCUUCUUUCUGAUCUUUUAAAUUAGGUUUUCAAACGAGAUGGGUAGCCAUGAGAAGAAUGAAAACAAGGGCUUUUUCGCCGCCAUGACUUCUGGCUUCUCCAUCUUCAGCAAUGCUAUGCACCGAUCUGUAAACGGGUUGCUGGGGUAUGAAGGGGUAGAAGUCAUAAAUCCGGAGGGUGGUAAAGAGGAUGCAGAGGAGGAAGCCCAGAGAGGAAGAUGGAAACCUGAGGAAAGAGACGGUUACUGGAAGAUGAUGCACAAAUAUAUUGGCUCAGAUGUAACAUCAAUGGUAACGCUACCUGUUAUUAUUUUUGAACCAAUGACUAUGCUUCAGAAAAUGGCAGAGUUGAUGGAGUACUCCUACUUGUUAGAUCAGGCAGAUAAAUGUGAGGACCCAUACAUGAGGAUGGUGUAUGCAUCGUCAUGGGCUAUAUCUGUGUAUUUUGCAUACCAACGGACCUGGAAGCCUUUUAACCCUAUCCUUGGAGAGACUUACGAGAUGGCUAACCAUGGUGGAGUUUCAUUUCUUGCAGAACAGGUGAGUCACCAUCCCCCAAUGAGUGCUGGUCACGCUGAGAAUGAACAUUUUACAUAUGAUGUGUCUUCAAAGUUAAAGACUAAGUUUUUGGGAAAUUCUGUUGAUGUUUACCCCGUUGGAAGAACACGUGUAACCCUCAAAAAGGAUGGUGUAGUUAUCGAUUUGGUUCCCCCUCCAACCAAGGUUAAUAAUUUGAUAUUUGGACGAACAUGGAUUGAUUCACCUGGCGAGAUGAUAAUGACGAACUUGACAACAGGGGACAAAGUUGUACUCUACUUUCAACCAUGUGGAUGGUUUGGGGCUGGUCGCUAUGAAGUAGAUGGAUAUGUGUAUAACUCUGCCGAGGAGCCUAAAAUACUGAUGACUGGAAAGUGGAAUGAGUCAAUGAGUUAUCAACCUUGUGAUUUGGAAGGAGAGCCUCUUCCAGACACAGAAUUGAAAGAGGUUUGGCAUGUUGCUGAUGUACCAGCAAAUGAUAAAUUCGACUAUACAUACUUUGCGCAUAAAUUAAACAGCUUUGACACUGCUCCUAGAAAAUUGUUGCCAUCAGACUCCCGUUUACGUCCAGAUAGAUUUGCACUUGAAAUGGGUGAUCUAUCCAAAUCAGGGGCAGAAAAGAGCAGUUUGGAGGAGAGGCAACGCGCUGAAAAGAAAAUCCGAGAAGCCAAAGAGCAUAAAUUUGCACCAAGAUGGUUUGAUUUGACUGAAGAGGUGACUUCAACUCCAUGGGGUGAUUUGGAGAUCUACCAAUACAAUGGUAAAUACACUGAGCAUCGUACUGCUAUUGAUAACUCAGACAGCAUUGAUCAUGUUGAUAAUAAAGAUAUUGAAUUUAAUCCGUGGCAGUAUGGUGAUUUGUCCAAAGAAUGAGUAGAUUCUGUGUUUUUGGUUUUUUGGAUGCCACGGUUAGAUCAUGUAACUUUUUUUUUAUUGAUUUAUAAGUGAAAGAAUUUUGUUUA